This is a messenger RNA of Zophobas morio, 2218 nucleotides long. RefSeq lists its product as uncharacterized. Bases 154 to 1491 code for a protein of 445 amino acids. The transcript has 6 exons. NCBI's taxonomy places the organism in Eukaryota, Metazoa, Arthropoda, Insecta, Coleoptera, Tenebrionidae. The record is from RefSeq and is a predicted model, not a curated record.
ACAGGUAGUUGUUUAAUAAGUUCGCGAUCGUGACUUUUCAUAUUACGAUCGAUCAGUAAUCAUUUUGGGCACAUUGCUAUAAAUUCGUAAUUUUCAAGUUUAAUGUGUUUAUCGUUUCUUAACUAGAGUUAGUGAGGAAAGUUUAGUGAGAAGAUGCAAAAAACUGAAAAACAUUUUAAACCGAGGAUUUUCAGUUUUGCUGUAUUUUUAAUACAAGUUAUACACACAAUUGCACAAGAUUAUGAGGUAACAGAAAUUCAGUGUACCUUUGGAAGUGGAAACAAUGUAGGUAGUCGAGAUUCAAUAUUAGCAAAACUAAGAAAACCAGACGGCUUUAAAGGAAAUCCAUUGUUUGCGGAUGAUCGGGGAGUAGAUCCAGAAAAAGACCACGUUUGUCAAAUUAGGCCAGACGUUUCUGAUCCAACAGGUUUGAAAUAUAAUUUGAAAAUAACAGAUUUCGGCAGAUGUGGAGUAUUAAAACGUAAUGGAUUUGUUCAUGUCAGAGUGUGGUUUCCUCAGUUUCCUGGAGUGGUCAUGCAGUCAGAUCAAGAAUUGAUAAUUAUGUGCAAGCCUCCGGAACCGACAGUUAUUGAAAAUAAGGCAGCUGGUUUUGCUGGUAGUUUCCCACAUGGUGCAAGAGUAUCUGGAGUAGUCGAAGAAACUCCCGGUCGAUUAGAAUACGAGGUUGCGCUUUAUAAAGAGGCUCCUGCUGCUAGAAUUAGUAACAUAACAAGCAGUGAACUUCCUGUGGACCAAGCAGUUCCUAUAGGGACAAAAUUGCAACUAAGAGCCCGCAUUAGCCCCGAAUCUGCUUGGAAGUAUGUCAAGUUAAUGGAGGUUACAGUCAGCCCUGACCCUGAUGACCCGCAUAUGAUUGGAAGUGUCGCACUUGUUAAGGAUGGCUGCAGAAAUCGAGAUUUUGCUUCGAUUAUUCCUCACCAACCAGCUCGCUAUCGUGAAAGACAUAAUGAGGUCUUUUUGGAUUUUGAGGCCUUUUUAUUAAGUACUAUGAAAGAACGAUCAACUUUGUGGAUUCAUUCCCAAAUAAAAGCUUGCAUGGACGCCGCUGACUGUCAGCCUGAUUUUUGCUUGGAUUUAUUCGAACCGUCAGGCCACGGCAGAAAACGUCGUGAUUUAGAAGCAAUAGAAAUUGUUGAAGCUCCUGAUCUUCCCCCUCCCAAUGAAAAGUAUAGUAACGCAACGCAAUACACUAAAAUUAAAGAAAAUUUAGAAUACACCGUUCUAAUGCCAGGGGAAUAUUAUCACCGAACAUCAGCUGCCAUGGAAACUUCAUGUAGCACUUUUUUAGCGAUUGCUGCAAUUUUAGGUUGUUUACUAUUUCUAUCUGCAUUCAUAAUGUGUUGGUUAGCAACUAGAUUACAUGCAGCACUAAUAGGGACAGUUAAUACCAGUAAAAAUAUUGAUCAAUUAGUUCGUGAAAACAGACAUUUUACUGAGUCCGGUUAUACUGGAAGAGCCACAACACAAUGACUGUUAAAAUUAGGCAUUUUAUAAAUGUCUAUUAUUUUCAAUUUUUCAAUACCAAAUAUGUGAUCGUAUGCACCGGCGGUGAUAGACAUCAAAUUAUGUUUAGUACUUUUCACAUCAACCACUGUUCCCAUAAUAAUCGUUGCAACGGUAACAAAAAUAAUGUUGUCAAAUUACUUUCUCUGCUGGAUAGUCAAUCUAGUACAUACAUGAAACUAGACCACCGUUAAUCGCACUUUAGACUAUGUGUAACUGACUUUAAUAAUAUUUUUUGACAUUCACAUACAAAAUCAAAUUAGUGCCAAAUUUCCGAUUUUCAAAAAUUCACGUAAACCACUUUUUGUGAUAAUUGAUCGAGAUAAGCAGAUAAGAUACUCCGACUAGUUAAACAAAUUUGAAAUAUUUUUAAGUUAAAUACUUCAUAAUUUAACUCAAAUUAAAAGAGAUUCGAUAUGUUAAUAUUUUCCUUAAAUCCCAAUAUCUCUAUUUUAUCAAACUGUGCAAUAAAAAGAAUAAAUAUAAUCUAUCAUUUGUAUAUAGCAUAAGAAUCGUUGGAAUUGGUAACAUAUUUGCAAUUUUAAAAGUUUAUUCGUUGAUUAGUGAUUACCUACGAAAUAGAUACUUAUUAUUUUAUCUACCUGCAUUAUGAAUUAUUUUGUCAUCGUGUCAUUGUUAUACAUUAUUAUAUCAACCUACCUCUUUGACACUUCAACCAAUAUUAUUUAUUUUU